This is a messenger RNA of Penicillium argentinense, 1413 nucleotides long. RefSeq lists its product as uncharacterized. Lineage: Eukaryota; Fungi; Ascomycota; Eurotiomycetes; Eurotiales; Aspergillaceae. The transcript is spliced from 2 exons. The record is from RefSeq and is a predicted model, not a curated record. The coding region runs from base 1 to 1413 and encodes 470 amino acids.
AUGACGCUGGCUUUUCGGGGGCAAGCGGCAUUGCUCUUCACCGGCUGGAUUCGGUCGUGCGUCUCAUGUCUCUCUCCGGGUGAGCAGAGUCAGGAAGACCAGGUGGGUCUCAAAGACGAACAUCUGGAAGAAAGAGGCGUUCAGCGGGAGAUGCAAGUGUGCCAUACCCAACCGCAUUUGGUUCCUCCUAUGAAACUGGUGGUGUAUGAUGACCUCCCCAGCCCGAGUGUACAUCGCCAUCGACAGCGCAACUCCUUGUCAUCAUGGGUCUCGGAGGGGAAGAAUCUCGCAUCCCGGGCAUCGACUCGUGCAAGCAUGUCGUGGAAAAGAUCAUCUGCGAACCCGUUGAAAAUCGGCGCCCCGACAGAUUUCCGCAGAGUAGACUCCUUCCACCUAGAGUCCAUACCGGCAGUGCCAAAGCAAUAUCAACCUCUACAGCUCAGCAUCCACCGAUCUGGUAAUCGGUUAUCAGAUCUGCCCUCAUUCGAGUCUUUUCAACUGGACGAUUCACCACAGCGCCAGACAAUGGCUUUCCCUCCACGCGCUCUCACACCACCUGGCGUUCGUGCUCGACGUUGCCAAUCAAGCCAUCCAGCAAUGUCUGUCUCUCGGAAGCCAGUCGGAUCCGGGGAGCCCCGGUCGGUAGCAACCAUCGAGCACUCAAUAGAGCCUCCGCAACCUGUUCGCAUAGCGAGCACUCUGGUCCCUCAUUUCUCCCUUGUGAAGCCCGUUGAGACUCUUCUUUUAGCAGAGGACAUCCCCACUCCUUUCCUUGAUCGACCCAACUGGGAGGAGAAGAGCGCCUCACUGAAUACUGAAUCUUCUGGCCGCACAAGUAUCGUCCAGGUUUCAGUGGAGCCGGAACCCCAAACGCCCAGUCCAAAGGAUCUCGACGAUCCAAAUGAAUGUCCGUUCUCGAAAGACUCGCCAUCCACAGCGAGCUCACGUACAAUGCCAUCGCGUGUUUCCUCUCUGCGGCGACCUUCAACAGCCGAGAAUCGCAACACAAUUGCCUCGGUGCCUGUACCAGCACUUCCAAGUCGCAUGUCCCAAUGGUUCUUUCCUGGGAAAGCCUCUCAAUCUAAACAAGUCUCACUCGCCGGCGAAAAUGGUUUCGCAUGGGAACGAACCCGUACACUGAGUGGCACUACUGUCGGUUCGACCAUUACAACUAUCACUGGCGGUGCUCAUGCACGUCGACCCAAUGUUUCGAUCUCUAGUACCUUCACCAGCUCGUCAACACCAAGAGCCUCAUUGCAAGCACCAACACCGGGUGUUGACAAGGAUUUCGAGACUGAAUUCGGCCAUCCUACCAUCUUUGAAGGGCACCCGCGCCAUUACCCCAAAUUAUCUGACCCCCGCGCAUUGGAUUUCCCGAGAUAUGAUGGCUCGAGCGUUGGGCUGGCUUUCUAG